This is a messenger RNA of Salvia splendens (bonfire salvia), 1516 nucleotides long. RefSeq lists its product as uncharacterized. Lineage: Eukaryota; Viridiplantae; Streptophyta; Magnoliopsida; Lamiales; Lamiaceae. Gene Ontology annotation, cellular component: membrane; endoplasmic reticulum. Bases 99 to 1145 code for a protein of 348 amino acids. The record is from RefSeq and is a predicted model, not a curated record. Gene Ontology annotation, biological process: endoplasmic reticulum tubular network organization; membrane organization. The transcript is spliced from 9 exons.
CCGAGAAUACUAUACAAAGGGGAUUUCGUGUAUUCUCCAAAAGAUCUAUAUUUCCAGUUCUUACUUUACCUUGAAGGAGGAGCAACUAACCACACAAGAUGGGUGGUGGAGAAGGAGAGGAUCCCCAGAAGUUGAAGCGAAUUGCGGCUGCGGCCUACGAUUACGAUAACGACUCCCGCUGGGCAGAUUAUUGGUCCAAUAUUCUCAUUCCGCCGCACUUGGCAUCCCGCAACGAUGUCGUUGACCACUACAAGCGCAAGUUCUACCAGCGUGACAUCGACCCUGAUCUAGUUGUCGAGGCAAUGGCGACCAGCAGCUCAUCCCAGUCGACAACAACAUCAAACCCACCGCAACAAUCCUCGUCAUCAACUGCUAACCCCAGCGAUACUCGCCAAAGGAGUUCAGGGUCCUCUGGUAGAACAUCGGGGGCAUCAACUACUCCACCAACCAAUUCUACAUCAUUGCGUUGGGAUCAACAUACAAUCCAAUUUUCUGUCAAUGCUUGGGUUUUUAUCGUGGCAGUCCUUGCAAUAUUUCCACUUGUUCCAAGGAACCUCUCCAAUCGGGCAUACCGGCUUUCCUUUUUUGGGACUGCAUGUUCUUCCUUGUAUUCGUUGUAUUCACUAUACGGGAAACCUAGAGCAUGGAACUUGCAGGCUGUGCAAGUGUGGUUCCAGUCGGUGGUAGUCACCAAAGAUUUUAUGUACUCAAUCUACUGCCUUACCUUUGUCAGCUCACAUCUGGUUCUCAAAUUUGCUUUACUUCCUAUAAUGUGCCGGGCACUUGAGCAUGUUGCAAAGUUCCUGAGGAGUAACUUUAGUAGAUCAACCAUAUACAGGAAAUACUUGGAAGAUGCUUGUAUUUGGGUAGAAUCAAAUGCAACUACCCUUAGCAUUCUCUCCUCACAGGCUGAAAUUGGACUUGGGUUCCUUCUGAUUAUAUCUUUGUUAUCGUGGCAGCGCAACAUUAUACAAACAUUUAUGUACUGGCAGCUACUGAAGCUUAUGUACCAUGCUCCUGCCACUGCUAGUUAUCACCGAAGUGCAUGGUCUAACGUUGGGCGAAUAGCGAAUCCAUUAAUCCAGCACUACGCCCCAUUUUUGAACACCCCAAUGGCAACCGUUCAAAAAUGGUGGUUGAGAUGAAGUCUUGAGAAGAGGUUAAUGACAAAGAAGUAAAAUCUGGAGUAGGCUGAUUGUUAUAAGAGUCACUUAGACACUCUACGUUGAUUCGAAAACGUCCAGAAUUCUGUAUUUUCGAUUCAAAGCAGUUGGGACUAAAUCAAUGGCAACUAAUAAUCAUUGAAGACCUGGCUUCAUCUAGGUCCCAGUUAGAAGGGAUUCCCAGUUCGGUCUGUAGCUUUAUUUUAUACAAUCAAUCUUUAUGUUUUAUAAUUAUAGCUUUUUCCUCAGCCCACAGGAGGUUAUAUUUGUGAAACUUUAUUUGAGACACCUUGUAGCCUACAGACGUUAUGGGAAAAGUUAUGGAUUGCUUUAGCAUUCAAAUUUCUCAAAAA